AGAAAAAAAUAAUGGAGGUGGAGAAAAUGGCGGAUGGUUUGAAUAUUUGUAAGAAUGAAGGCCAUGAAGAAGAAGAAGUGGAGCUUCCAGGGUUUCGAUUUCAUCCGAUGGACGAAGAACUAGUAGGGUUUUAUCUUAAAAGGAAAGUGGAGAAGAAAGCUGUUUUUAUUGAUCAUCUCAUCAAAGAGAUUGAUAUCUACAAAUAUGAUCCAUGGGAUCUUCCAAGAGGUAGAACCAAUGGAGAGAAAGAGUGGUACUUCUUCUGUAGAAGAGGAAGAAAAUAUAGAAAUAGUGUGAGACCGAAUAGGGUUACAGCCACAGGAUCAGGGUUUUGGAAAGCUACUGGGAUUGACAAGCCUAUUUACUCUAUUUUAGAGUUUCCUCAUCAUGACUGUAUUAUUGGCCUCAAGAAGUCCUUGGUUUAUUACAUAGGAAAUGGAGGCAAAGGUACUAAGACCGAUUGGAUGAUGCACGAAUUUCGCCUUCCGGCCACUGCCACCAAAACCACCACGAACAUCUCUGUUAAUGGUCAGAUCUUUAUAAGCAGUAAUGCUCAGCCAGAAGCUGAAGUUUGGACAUUAUGCAGAGUCUUUAAACGUGAUACUUCUUACAAGAGGACUGCAACAGAUCAGUCCAGGCAGAAGACAAAUGCUAAAGGAGAUAAUAAUAAUAAUAAGAAUAUGAAGAUGAUGAGCUAUGGAGUUUUAACUGCAAUGGCGGCGAGCAGUGAAAAGUCUAUUAAGCCCUCUUCUGAUGAGUAUAGCAUUGGAUCAAGGAAUUAUAGCUUGUCCUUUGCCGGCCAUCUGAAGACCUUGACAACUGAUCUUCAGUAUCCAGUUAUUGCUUCAUCGCAUUUAAGCUUCUCGAACCAGAAAGGAGAUGAUGAAUAUUUCAAAGAAGAGAGCUGGGAUGAGCUGAGGCCAAUGGUUUUUAAUUAUUGAUAAGGUUUAGAUAAUUAUGUAGAUAAAUAAAGUUUAAUUUUUUACUUUACCAUGUUAUAUAUAUGGUAACUCUUGUAACAUAUAUAGAACAAAUUAAUA
Pistacia vera is the source of this 1040-nucleotide messenger RNA. RefSeq names its product transcription factor JUNGBRUNNEN 1-like. Bases 12 to 941 code for a protein of 309 amino acids. The transcript has 3 exons. NCBI's taxonomy places the organism in Eukaryota, Viridiplantae, Streptophyta, Magnoliopsida, Sapindales, Anacardiaceae. Gene Ontology annotation, molecular function: DNA binding. Gene Ontology annotation, biological process: regulation of DNA-templated transcription. The record is from RefSeq and is a predicted model, not a curated record.